This is a messenger RNA of Micropterus salmoides (largemouth bass), 8737 nucleotides long. RefSeq names its product GTPase IMAP family member 8-like. The transcript is spliced from 4 exons. Gene Ontology annotation, molecular function: GTP binding. NCBI's taxonomy places the organism in Eukaryota, Metazoa, Chordata, Actinopteri, Centrarchiformes, Centrarchidae. The record is from RefSeq and is a predicted model, not a curated record.
UUCUUUUAAUUCAGUGUUUUCCUUUCAGUGUCUGAGCUGAGGGUUGUUCUGCUGGGGAACAGCUGGUCUGAGAGGAGUUCAGUGGGGAACUUCAUACUGGGAGAGAUUAAGUUCAACACUGAGGAAGAACCAGACCGCUGUCUGAGAGAAAGAGGACGCUUAAAGGAAAAAGAAAUAGUUCUCAUCAACACCCCAGAUCUGCUGCAUCCCAACAUCUCUGAACACAAACUGACAGAACAUGUGACAAACUGUGUGAGUGUCUCUGAUCCUGAACCUCAUGUGUUCCUGCUGGUUCUACAGCCUGAAGACUUCACUGAGGAACACAAACUGAGGCUCUGCAGAGUCCUGAAACUCUUCAGUGAUCGAUCAUUUGAUCAUUCACUGGUUCUGAUAUCAACACCCAGAGAGGAGAGCUCAGGUUCCAAGGAGAAGGAACAUGUUUUAACUUGGAUUCUACAAAGUCUGUCGAGCUGAGAACUCCCAGUGAAUACACCCCACCGCACCAGUCAUCUGAACUGAGGAUUGUGAUGUUUGGAAGUGAAGACAAAAAGAGAUCAUUGUGCAACCUCAUCAUCAGGAGCAAAAAGUUUAAAUUUUAUCAAAUAAACCAAAACAUGCAAUCUGAGGUCGUCUGUGGAGACUGAAAAGGAACACCUCUAAAAGUGGUGAAAUCUUCAAACAUUUUUAGUCUGACUGAGGAGAAAGUGAGAAGAGAGGUGAAGAUCUGUGAGACUCUUUGUCCUCCUGGACCAAAUGUUCUGCUGCUGUUAGUGAAGCCUUCUGAUUUCACUGAGUAGAACAGACAAAAACUGAAGUUCAUCCUGAGUUUGUUUGGUCAAGAUGCUUUUAAACACUCAAUGGUCAUCACGACGCAUGAGGGGAAUGUAACACGUAGCUCUGUCAGUCAGCUGCUUAAAGACUGUGGAAGUAGACAGUACAACAUGUUGGAAAAUGACCGCACACUGUUAAUGGAGAACAUUGAGAACAUUGUGCAUGAAAACAGAGGAACCUACCUCACCUUCACUGAAGAGACUGAACACAUCAAACCAGCUUUAAACCUGGUUCUGUGUGGGAGGAGAGGAGCAGGAAGGACUUCAGCAGCCAAGGCCAUUUUAGCUCAGACAGAGUUUCAUUCAGUCUCCGUCUCAUCAGAGUGUGUUAAACAUCAGGGAGAGGUGUGUGGACGUUGGGUUUCCCUGGUGGAGCUGCCUGCCUUGUAUGGAAAACCUCAGGAGGCAGUGAUGGAGGAAUCACUCAGGUGUAUCUCCCUCUGUGAUCCUGAGGGCGUCCAUGUCUUCAUCCUGGUCCUACCUGUGGGUCCCCUCACUGAUGAAGACAAGAGAGAGUUAGAGACCAUCCAGAACACAUUCAGCUCUCGAGUCGAUGACUUCACCAUGAUUCUGUUCACUGUGGAGUCAGAUCCUGCAGCUCCAGCUGUUGUUAACUUUCUAAAGGAAAACAAGGACAUCCAGGAGCUCCGUCAGAGCUGUGGAGGAAGAGAUGUUCUCAACAUCAAGGACGAGCAGCAGAUCCCAGAGCUGCUGGACAUGGUGGAAAAGAUGAGACAAUCUGAAAAUAAACCAUCCUGCUAUACAGCUGUAACAUUUGCACGUGCACAAAUGGAAAACCUCAUAAAACAACAGAAACAUAUCAACAGGCAACAAGAUGAACUUCAGAGGCUGAUGAAGAAGAACAAAAUCACUUGUGAUGAUGAGGAGCAGAGCCCAGAGAGUCUCAGGAUUGUGCUGAUAGGGAAGACUGGAAGUGGAAAGAGCUCUUCAGGAAACACCAUUCUAGGAAGAGACGAGUUUGAGGCGGAGUCAAGUCAAACAUCAGUCACCAAACUUUGUCAGAAAGCACAGAGUGAAGUGGACGGUCGUCCGGUCGUUGUGGUCGACACUCCUGGUCUGUUUGACAAUAGUUUGUCCCAUGAAGAGGUUUAUGAGGAGAUGGUGAAAUGCAUCAGUCUUCUGGCUCCAGGACCACAUGUCUUCCUGUUGGUGUUACAGAUCGGGAGACUCACAAAAGAGGAGAAGGAGACAUUAACACUCAUCAAGGAAGCCUUUGGGAAAAAUUCUGAAAAGUUCACCAUCAUUCUUUUAACUGGAGGAGAUUCAUUAAAGCAUGAAUAGCGGACCAUUGAAGAAUAUAUUGCUAAAAAAUGUGAUGAUUCCUUCAAGAAUCUGAUCUCUGACUGUGGAGGAAGAUACCAUGUGUUUGAUAACUGUGAUGAAGAAAACUACACCCAAGUCAGUGAGCUGAUAACCAAGAUUGACACCAUGCUGAAGGAAAAUGGAGGCAGCUGCUACACCAAUGAGAUGCUGCAAGAGGCCGAGGCAGCUAUAAAGAAAGAAAUGGAGAGAAUCCUGAAGGAGAAGGAAGAAGAGAUGAAGAGAGAGAGGGAGGAACUUCAAAGAAAACAUGAGGAGGAAAUGGAAGAGAUGAAAAGAAGAAUGGAAGAACAGAGAGCAGAAACUGAAAAGGAGAGAAAACUGAGAGAAAAACAACUUGAAGAAAAGGAGGAGAAGAUAAAGAAGGAACGUGAGAAGAGAAAGAGAGAACAGGAAAAGAGAGAAGAAGAAGACAGGAAGAGAAAACAACAGGAAGAAAUUCAACGACAGAAGUGGGAACGAAAAUGUGAAGCUUUGGAGCAAAAUAUAAGAUCAGAGUCAGAAUCAAAGGAAACCAUUGACAGAAAGCUGAAGGAGAGCAGAGAAGAGAUGAGAAAAGAACGAGAGAACUGGGAGAAAACACAAAGAGAAUGGUGGAAAAAACCUUAUCAAGAAGACGAAGAGAGACGACAGGAGGAACAAACAAGACUUAGAAAACUUCAAGAAGAAUAUGAACAGGAAAGAGAAAAUUAUGAAAAGAAAAGAAAUGAAGAGGACAGAAUCAGAAGAGAGGACUCUCAUUGAGUACUUAGGCUCUGAGGUCCUCCCGGUGGAGGAAAGCAGACCAGUUGCUGGUGUGUUUUGGGUCCCCCAAGGCUGGGCUCCCCGCUUCUAAACACACUAUCAGCAACUGGAUAGUUCAGACUAUUUCCCUGGCCUAUCAGGUGCGCGGUUUGGCUUCACCUAUGGCCGUGAGGGCCGACUCUACUAGAGGCAUGGCGGCCUCUAGGGCCCUCCUUUCAGGGGCUUUUCUUCGGGAUGUGUGUGAGGCAGCUGGCUGGGCCACUCUGCACACGUUCAUCCGGUUUUACAGUCUGGACCUUCCAUCUGCGCCCGGCACCUGAACGCUCUCCUCUUAGUCGUGGCUACGGGUUACUGCACGCUGGGGCAGGUGGGGGCUUUCAGCGUGGCAUAGUGGGUAUCUCGUUCCCAUAGUGUCGUCACCGACGCAGUUCGAGUUCCCUUGAAGGGGAACGUCUCGGGUUACGUAUGUAACCCCUGUUCCCCGAGAAGGGGAACGAGACACUGCGUCGGUCCGCCAUGCCUCGCCCUGCCUGGAGCGCCUUGCUUCAGCAGAGAGCUGGUUUGUCCUGUGUGCCGACGUGCUUUAUACACCUCCAGUUACACCGUCCCACGCUACUGUUCGAGCAACGCCAAUAGGAUUGGCGUAGUUUCAUUCAUAAUUCAGCCCUGCCACACCUAGAGGCGUUCCCAUAGAGUCGUCACCGACACAGUGUCUCGUUCCCCUUCUCGUGGAAUAAGGGUUACAUACGUAACCCAAGAGGUUAUUUGAAAUACCCAUAUAUACAAUGUGGAUCUCCUGUUCUGGGGUAAACUUGUUCCACAAGAUACUGCUUUUCUUGCAAUUCUGUGAAAAACAUUUGAUUGGUUUUACAGUGGUGACUUAUCCUUGUCAUUACUGAACUAGUACCAGUGCUAUACAGCACCUACAUUUACUUACCACUUCUCAUUUUAAAAUAACCAGCAACAGCACAGCAGCUGAGAUUUCGUGGAGCCUCCCUCAUGCUCAUCCCAUGGCCUCCCUCUUCUUCCUGGUCCUCUCCUUCUCCCUAGUUCUUAUUGAUCCUGCCCUCUCCUCCUCUUGCUUCUUCACCUCCCCAUCCUCGUCUUCUUUCAUCUACCUCCUUGUCCAUGUCCUCCUCUUCCUCCUCUAAUUCUCACCUGUCUAAAGCCACCAAGCCAAACCAAAUGUUUACCUGGGUCAAUUUAGUGCUCAAGCUAUAAUUGUUAUGUGAACAAAAAAUCUAAAAGUGUGGUUUUCACAUGUGUCAAUGUGGAAUGUCAAUUGGCAAAAUAGUGUAGCAAAAAUAGUAAUGAUAAAAGUUUUGAUAGAAGUCUGUUGAGGAAUGAGGAACUGAGUGUAAAGCAGAGAAGAGACUUGGUAAAUGAUUUGUCUAGAAGUGUUAAUGGUUUCAAAAAUAGUGCUUCAAGAAUGACUGUUAAGUGUGUCUAAGCUUUCAGAAAAAACACUGUAACUGUUCAAUUUAUGAGAAUCAAGCCUUUGGAUCAAAGCUAUUCUUUUAGAAAGCAAGUAGGCUGAGUAAAGAGAACAGGGAGGAGGAGUUAGAUCUGCUGAGUUACAUCAGAUACCUUACAGUUUUUUCUGAAUGCUUCAAAGUCAUUCUUGAGGCAUUAUUUCUCAAACCAUUGACACUAAUCAUUUAGUCAUUUCUCAGUUUUGAAUGAACACUUUCUGCUGUACGCUUUUGUAAAACUUUAAACACAACCCACUGCUUUGCACUGGUUGCAAUUUAAUAACACACAAUUACUAUUUUUUGCUACACCAUUUUGCCAGUUGGCAUUCCACGUUGACACAUAUGAAAACACUUUUUGAUUUUUAGUUCACAUACCUAUCAGAGCUUUAGCACUAUUCGUAAAUAGGCCACAGGUUAACAUUUGGUUUGGUUAGCAAUGGAGGCUUUAGAGAAAUGAGAACUCGACUGGGAAGAGCUUGAAGGAGGCUUGGCAACGGGCUCAACCAAAUCUCAGCCACUGUACUCUCACAGGUAUCAUCCUGUUAUUUUCUAGUUAUAUAAGCCCAGACAAAUGUUUUUCCCAGAAUUGCAAGAAAACCAGUAUCUGGUGGAACAGCUUUACUUACCCAGAGUAGGAGGCCCAUAUUGUAAACAUGGGUAUACCUGCAUCACACUCAGAGACCAUACUUGCACAUAACACAAUGUUCCAAAAGAUCAACAGAGUGAGUCUCUCUGCAUUGGAUGAAGCUGCUGUACAGAGUCUCUUUCAAAAUAAGCUCAAUUCAUGUAAAACAGGUGAGGAACACACAUCUAUACUUUACAUUUGGGCAGCUGUGUGUAUGUGAGUUUUACUGUACUACAUGCAUGACAAACCUUUAUUGCAAACUGGUCUGCCCUACACACAGAAAACGCAAAAGCCACAAGUAUUUUUCAUUUUUACUAUCAGUUAUAGUUUGCUUUGUGUGCUUAUUCAAAGACCUUUGUAUGUACUGUAACUCAAUUUUUAAAUGAGUUUAAAGAGUUAUGCAAGAAUUGUAAGCUUUACAUGAGAUGUAUAAGGUUUUGUGAUCAUGUGUAGAAUUUUGCAAAAAUAGCUGAUAGUUUCAAAAAAUUGUGCCUAAGCGAUCACAAAAAAAAGGUAUUUUUAAUUAUAGUUUCACCAUUUCCCUGAACUGAUUAGAUUUUAUAACAAUGAACUGUAAAUGAAGUAAAAAAAACAAACAUGUUUUGGCCAUGCUGUGUCCACCAUCUUUCACAAAGACAAUCACACAAACAUUAACUUAAGCAAAAACACAACUCCAAGACAAUUCAAAAAGAAGAAGAGAAAAAAGAACAACAAAACAACUGAAAAAAGAAACAAGCAAAAAAAACAAAAAAACAAUCAACAAUAGCUAAAGCAACAACCUAGGCAAAUACCUCAAGUUCACCAAAAAACACACCCACUCAGACUCCCCUCAACACAGCAUUUGACAGGCCAGCCUCCAGAGACCUAUGGUAGAUGACCCAAACUGCAAGAAACUGAUCCAACCUGGAGUGGAGGAUACCCGUGAGAUACUCCAAUGGAAUCAAUUGAAAUAUAACUCUAUGCCAGCCCUGAAUAGAAGGGCUGGCCUCUGAGAUCCACUGCAAUAAUAUAUUUUUUCUGGCAGCACAUGUCAACAUUUUAAACAGUCUCUUGUUAGUUGCCGUAGUUAUAUUCCUGUUUGGAAGACACUGGGUCCAUUUCCAAUUGGGUACCCAGAAUCCUCCCAAUUUCCCUCAGCAUCUCCGACCGGUAUCUCUGCAGUUUGACACAUGACCAUAAGCAAUGGGUCAAUGUUCCAACCUUCACUUUACAUUUGAGACACAUCGGUGAAAGGGAAGGGUAAAAGAAAUGUCUGUGAUGAGAAGAUAUAUGUAUUUUACGAAUAAUUUUAAACUGUAUUGCCUACAUGAGGGUGUAAAUUGAUAUAGUUUUAGCCUGAUCCCAAAUCCCAUGUUCCCAUGUCCCAUCAUCAGGAAUAGCUGACAAUUCGAUUAACAGACUAAGAGACACUUUGUCUAAUGGCUGAAACAGCAUAUUCUAAUUCUGUUCUAAUCUAUAACAAACGUUAGCAGAGGGGAGAACAGAUUUAAAGUGAGAUAGUGACAUUUUUUUUCUUUUCACCCCUGAUGAGUUUACAGUCCUGAAAUAAUCAGCCUGAAACAAAAAGCUUUUGUUUCUCAUUUGGAGAGAUGUUUCUGCCAAACUAAACACUAAUGCUCAGGAAGAACAGAAUAUCAUAUCUUACUCAUAUGUUAUUCAUUGAUAACGUCUUCUUAUUAAAUUGUUUAUCUUAAAUUAACUGACGCUGUAAUGGAGUAAAAAGUACUUUUCCAUCUGCAAAGUGGUGUUGAAGAAGAAAGUUGCACAACCUGGGCCAGGUUAAGUGAAAGUAGCUCAAAAUUACACUGAAGUACAGUCCUAGAGUAAAUGUACUUGUUUGAUUAGUAGCACCAGUAGUUUUUCAUUAUUUUUAUUGACUAAAGUGAGUAAAAAUGUGUUCUCCUAUAACUGGAACAGAAUCUGAAUAUUUGUAGAUUUUUGUCCUGCAGAGAAUUGUUGGUUUGGAUGCUUUGUUGUACAGUUGUCAGUAGUUGAUGGAAAUUAAGGCUAAUAAAGGAGGGGCAGUUCUUGUUACUGGCUGCUACAUAAUGUAUCUUUAAAAUGUGCUUUUAUACACAUAUACAUAUAUAUUCAUAGUUACAGUUAAUGUGUAUAAUCUUGUUAAACAAGCAAACUACCUUUUUGGUGUUAGAAUUAGGGCAUGUUUGACCACAGACCACAGUACUGUUGUUACUUAACACACAGUGUAAAUAUACUGCCUAUUGAAAUGUUGAGAUGUUGACUGUACAUACAGCAAUGUGAUAUAUUAUCUUUACUUUGCGAACCACACACAGACCUAAGGCUGUUUCUCCAUGUUCAAAUGCUGUUCAAAUAAUUUUUAACUCUCUGUGCUCUUCUCUUUGACCAGAGUCCCAGUCCACAGAGGUCUUGUAAGUAAUUAUUCCAGAGUCUCUUUCAACAUGCAUUUAUAUCUGCUACACAGUAGCAGUGCUAACAGUAGUACAGAAGUAUUAUUAGUAACAGAUGCCAGUUUCAAUUUACAUGAACUACUAAAUACUGCUUACAUUAUCUUCACUUUGCACGCUUAAUUAAGGUAAAUGUAGACUGAUAAUAACAACCUUUUCAGAUUCACUUUGAUCCAAUGCACUUCUUGUGCACUGACAGGGUUUUGUCCAGCAGGUGGAGCUCUAUCAUUUUUUUCUGAUAUGAAAUUUUAGAACUGCAGAUCUGUUUGUACCUGGAUGAUAAUGUGCAUUUUGGAUCUUUUUUCAGUCUAAGUUUCCUCUCUAAAAUCUCUCUGAAUUGAGGAGAUUUACUGAGAUGACUGAGACAAACGUUUAUGUCCAAAUUUAAGAUGACGUGAACCCAUUUUAUUGUUUUCUUGUCUAGAAAAUGGAUUAUAACUCUACUUAUGGUACCCAGAUCUAGUGAAAUAUCCGGAACAAACAAGAAUCUUUACAUGCAGAGUUAUGCAGAUACAUUUUAUACACACACAAACACACACACACACACAUACACAAACAUCUAUAGCUGGAUGUAGAGCAGAAUUAGAAAGAUUCUGAUAAUUAACAUUCCUAAGAAAGAUCUCUUUUACCUUAAAUCCAGCCUCCUGGACACCCUCCAUUCCAAGCCCUCUCUACCCAAAAGCUGAGCCCAGAAGAGUCCUUUGUGCAGCUGGUGCUGAGACUAACUGCCCCCUCUCAGACACACUCUGACCAGCUUCUGCUUUCCAAACACCAAUCAAGGUAAACCAAAUUAUUAUGUAAUGUAAAAAGGUGGAAAAGCGUUUUUUUAAUGCAUGGAAUGUUACAAUGUGGAUUACAAACAGAGAGAUCCAGCUGUUUUCACUCUAAAUGCACAUUCGGCACCAACUCAUGAGGAAGACUGUGUUUUACAUAAUAUACAGCAUAAACCUUCAAGUAUGAGCUUCAUAAGGACUUAAUUUGUUCAUAAUGAUUUGGUUAAAAUGAUCUGCACCUCUCUUGUGUGUUUGUUGUGUUAAUGAUUGUAUUUGAAAUAUUUUAUGUGAAACUGACAGGAAUGUAAUAUUGUAUAAUGAUGUAAAAUAUGGACACACUGCACUUUAUUAGCUGCCUGCCUCGUUCAAUGUUUGGACCAACUUUUGUCUCCAGAACAAAUUUUUACAUUGUGUUGUAGCUGUAUAUUUGUGCAACAGGGGUUAAAAGAAAAAUAACAUUUGUAUAGUGUUCACAAUGACAGAGACAUUUUAAUUGUAUUUGUGUAAUAAAGAGAGUCAUCCUGCA